UAUCCUAACUUCGUCGCAAUCACUGUCAGUAUCAGCAUUAUUAUUCGAGUAGUAGUAUGGUUGCCACGAUCCGCAAGCCCGCGCCCGCGUUCACCGCGCCCGCCGUCGUCAACGGCGAGUUCGAAGACAUCAGUUUGUCCGACUUUCUGGGCAAGUACGUGGUCUUGUUCUUCUACCCGCUCGACUUUACGUUUGUAUGCCCGACCGAGAUCAUUGCGUUCUCGGAUCGCGUGGCCGAGUUUGAAAAGCUCAACACGGUGGUGCUCGCGGCGUCGUGCGACUCCAAGUUCUCGCACUUGGCGUGGAUCAACCACCCCCGCAACGACGGCGGCCUCGGGCCCAUGAACAUCCCGGUCAUUUCGGACAUCACCAAGAAGAUCGCGCGUGACUAUGGCGUGCUCAUCGAAGAUGGCGACGACGCCGGCGUGCCUUUCCGCGGCCUCUUUAUCAUCGACUCCAAGGGCACCCUGCGCCAGAUCACCGUGAACGACCUGCCCGUGGGCCGCAACGUGGACGAAAUCCUUCGACUCGUGCAGGCGUUCCAGUACACGGACGAGCACGGCGAAGUGUGCCCCGCGGGAUGGACCCCCGGUGCCGCCACCUUGGUCGCCGACCCCAACGGGUCUAAGGCGUACUUUAACGCUCAAAACAAGCGCAAGGCGCAUUGAGGAACGAAAUGAAAGCAAGCAAGGAUAGACAUAAUACGAUGGCUUAUUGUGUUAAUCUGUCGAAACUGCCACGAUUUGGAGAA
Messenger RNA from Aphanomyces astaci, 751 nucleotides. Its product is annotated as peroxiredoxin. Gene Ontology annotation, molecular function: thioredoxin peroxidase activity. Bases 57 to 668 code for a protein of 203 amino acids. NCBI's taxonomy places the organism in Eukaryota, Oomycota, Saprolegniomycetes, Saprolegniales, Verrucalvaceae. The transcript has a single exon. Gene Ontology annotation, cellular component: cytosol. The record is from RefSeq and is a predicted model, not a curated record. Gene Ontology annotation, biological process: cellular response to stress; response to oxidative stress; hydrogen peroxide catabolic process.